AUUUUUCUUCAAAAUGUAAACACAAAAUCGUGAUUGCAGAACGUGAAAGAAAAAAUGUUAAAUAUAAAAUAAAUAUUUAGAAAUACUGGAAGAUCACAGUACAAUUUAUGGAGGUGUUUACAAACGUUGUGUUUUACUCCAUCUUCUUAAAUGAAGCGUGUUUGUAUGCUGCAGCAACACCAAUUGCACACAAUGUGUCAACCAAAGUUUUCCUGAGUAAUGCAAGUUUAUUAGCAAAUGAAACCAAGCUAAAGACAGAUGUCAGUUCGGUAUUCGAAUCAAUUCAAAUCGUGACAACGACAAAGAAGAAGACAGGAGGUCGUUCGGUAAACAAGGAACCAUGCUGUCUUCAUGGUAUUACAGCUGGCCAUCAUGGUCUUACUUGUAUAGCAAGAAAAGAUUUUUCCAAAGUGAGAACAAAUCUGCAUCAUUAUUUAAAACAGAAGUUUGUCAAAUCGAGACACAAAAACCACCUUACGGAGUUGUCUAAAAAAGUUGAAAAAUGUGCUGAAAAUGAACGAUUAAAAAGAAUUUUUCGAAAAUGUUGCAUUCGGACUCAAGUUAAAUCAGGUCGUAUAAAAAAUCCUGAAUACCAUACAUAGCAGUUAAAAAAUAUGGUGGCAAAAUUAAUGACGUAAUGCAACUUGAAGUUGGUGUCUUGAGUUGUUCUGACAAUGAAUUAAAACAUGUUACUUAAAGAUACAUACAGUAGCAUUAGAGCUGGAAGUCCUGGAAGAAUCUUUUGUUAGUCAAACACGGAAAUGCCGAGUAUUUUGUUAUAGAUAAAAGUCCCUUCAAUAUUAAUGAAGUUCUUAUAGAUACCUCAGUAAAAGAAAAUUUACAUGGAUUUAUUUUUGCAAUCUUGAGCUGCAAAAUUCUUUCUGUGAGUAUCUUGGGAAGGAGAGUAAACUUUUACUUGAUUUAAUGUAACAAUUUUCGUCCAAGUUAAUAAAAAUAUGACUCGAAAACAA
This is a messenger RNA of Hydractinia symbiolongicarpus, 971 nucleotides long. RefSeq lists its product as uncharacterized. The record is from RefSeq and is a predicted model, not a curated record. Bases 108 to 602 code for a protein of 164 amino acids. Lineage: Eukaryota; Metazoa; Cnidaria; Hydrozoa; Anthoathecata; Hydractiniidae. The transcript is spliced from 2 exons.